Canariomyces notabilis is the source of this 834-nucleotide messenger RNA. Its product is annotated as CBP4-domain-containing protein. Lineage: Eukaryota; Fungi; Ascomycota; Sordariomycetes; Sordariales; Chaetomiaceae. The record is from RefSeq and is a predicted model, not a curated record. Gene Ontology annotation, cellular component: mitochondrial membrane. The transcript has 3 exons. Bases 238 to 633 code for a protein of 131 amino acids. Gene Ontology annotation, biological process: mitochondrial respiratory chain complex III assembly.
GACAGUAUUCUGCUGUGGCCAAGUGUCAGGCUUUUCCGGCACCUGCCCAAGCGGAAAGGGCAUGCUUUCUGCCAUGUACUACCGCCUUGUAUUGACCUCAUUCUUAUUCACCGGCUUUGUGAAAGGUGAAGAGCCUCAAUCCUCGGCGCUGUAUUCAAGGCUCUUGUUGCCUUAGCUUAUGGUGGAGUCAACUUAUCUAAACAGUGUUUUGAGCCGCGCUUGCUGAACCAUACUAAGAUGGCUAAGAAACCGGUAAACUGGUGGUUAUGGACUAAGCUGUUUGUCGUAGGCGGUGCCAUCAUGGUUGGCGGCCCAGCUCUCACGAUGUGGCUUACCCCCACAGACGAGGAACUAUUUCAAAAAUACAACCCAGAGCUUCAGAAGCGGAGUCUUGAGAGGAGGUAUGAGCGGCAGAAGGAGUUCGAUGACUUCGUUACAAAACUUAAAGAGUAUUCCAAAUCCGACAAACCAAUAUGGGCUGUCCAGGCCGAAGCGGAGAAGGAGAGGGAGAAGCAGGCGUCCAUCGCAGAAACGGUCAAGAUGGCCGAGGAGAUCAAAGCUAGGAGAGAGGCAAUGAGGAAAGAGGCCGGCUUGCCGGCGCAACCGGACUCAUCCGCGUCUGGCAAUCGGUGAUGAUGACGUGAUGACUAUCUGUAUUAUGUCCCAUUGUCACCACUUAGCUUGUAACGUGUAUAACAGAACCAAAACAUUCCUGCUCCGGCAUUGUCAGGCUAAAAUUCGAAGUUGAGAGUCGAAGCCGACGACUACAUUUUCAGGGCAGUAGAUGGCUGCGGCAACGGGACUCGGAACAAGCUUCGGUAACUUGGAUGACUU